Liolophura sinensis is the source of this 444-nucleotide messenger RNA. RefSeq lists its product as uncharacterized. The coding region runs from base 1 to 444 and encodes 147 amino acids. The transcript has 2 exons. Gene Ontology annotation, cellular component: mitochondrial matrix. Lineage: Eukaryota; Metazoa; Mollusca; Polyplacophora; Chitonida; Chitonidae. The record is from RefSeq and is a predicted model, not a curated record.
AUGGCAAGUUUCUUGUCUACACAGAUACGUGGACGAGGCCUUACUCUCUGUCGAUUGCUUGCUGCACGAUAUUCUACGAGCACCGGUACGAAAGAGCACAUUGACGGGCUGGUGAAGGGUAAAAAGGUAGUGGUGUUUAUGAAGGGGACACCUGAUGCCCCACGAUGUGGAUUCAGCAAUGGUGUCAUGCAGAUAUUAAACUUUCAUGGAGUUACACAAUUUGAUGCGCAUGAUGUUCUUCAAGAUGAAAGUUUACGGCAAGGUAUUAAAGAGUACAGCAAUUGGCCCACAAUACCUCAAGUUUAUAUAGACGGGGAAUUUGUUGGAGGAAUGGAUAUAAUGUUGGACAUGCAUAAGAAUGGAGAGUUAGUUGAAGAGCUGAAGAAAGUAGGAAUUCGAUCAGCUUUAUUAGACAAAGACAAUGGCCCAGAUAAACAAGGAUAG